Molecule: messenger RNA, 3652 nt
Organism: Trifolium pratense (red clover)
Lineage: Eukaryota; Viridiplantae; Streptophyta; Magnoliopsida; Fabales; Fabaceae
Product: vacuolar protein-sorting-associated protein 11 homolog
Exons: 5
Coding region: 433-3330 (965 amino acids)
Biological process (GO): endosome organization; organelle fusion; vesicle-mediated transport
Cellular component (GO): endosome; HOPS complex
Molecular function (GO): protein binding; protein-macromolecule adaptor activity
Source: RefSeq, a predicted model, not a curated record
GGAAAUAAGCUUUUUCCAUCUCCUUUCUUGUCAAGUUUGAGAAAAGUACUUCUCUCUCGCAGUUGCUUCUCUUCUCAAAUACCAAACGCACCUUAGUCAAUAAUCAAUUACAUAAAACUUUAGCCAAAAAAUUACGUGUUUGCAUUAUACUUAGAUUCAUUUUAAAAAUCAUGUGUUAAAAAUCUUGAUGGUAAAAAAGUCUCUGUAAAAAAGUCUUUAAAAUUUCACAAAAUCAAUAUAGUCCAACAAAAUCUCAUAAAAUCAUCAAGACUUUUUUUUUGCCAAAAUUGUCUCAUGAAAUCCCAAUCCAAUACACCCCCUAAGUAUAAGAUUAUGUAUGAUCUUAUUAUAAUAAUUAAGUGAUUGAUAAAUGUGAUCGAUCGAAACCCCAUUUUUGUAUAGAAUUCCGAUUCCAAUCGAUCGAUCAUCGCGAUGUAUCAGUGGAGGAAGUUCGAAUUCUUCGAGGAGAAGUACGUUUCAAAAUGCACGAUUCCAGAGGAAGAAGAUGAAGAUGAAAGAGAGAAAGAUAGGGAGAGGAAAAUCGAGUGCUGUUCGAGUGGAAGGGGUAAGGUGGUUACUGGUUUUGAUGAUGGAACCGUUUGCUUGUUCGAUCGAGGUCUCAAAUUCAAUUACGCUUUUCAACCUCACUCUUCUUCUGUUCUCUUUCUUCAACACCUCAAGCAACGCAACUUCCUGGUAACAAUUGGGGAAGAUGAACAACUUACUCCUCAGCAAUCAGCUUUGUGCCUGAAGGUUUUUGACUUAGAUAAGAUGCAAUCUGAAAGUACAAGCACGGCGAGUCCUGAUUGUGUUGGGAUAUUGCGUAUAUUCACUAAUCAGUUUCCUGAGGCAGUGAUUACAUCUUUUAUUGUCUUAGAGGAAGUGCCUCCUAUACUCCUCAUAGCUAUUGGCUUAAACAAUGGUUCUAUUUACUGCAUCAAAGGAGAUAUUGCACGGGAGCGUAUCACCCGUUUCAAGCUUCAGGUGGAAAACCAUUCAGACAAAACUCAUUCCUCAAUCACUGGUCUUGGGUUCAAAGUGGAUGGUCAAACACUUCAGUUGUUUGCGGUAACCCCAAGUUCUGUGAGCUUGUUUUCAUUGCAUGAUCAACCGCCAAGGAGGCAAACGCUUGAUCAGAUUGGAUGUGGUAUAAACAGCGUUGCAAUGAGUGACCGUUCUGAGUUUAUAAUUGGUCGGCCAGAGGCAGUAUAUUUUUAUGAAGUUGAUGGACGCGGUCCUUGUUGGGCUUUCGAGGGAGAAAAGAAGUUGGUAGGAUGGUUUCGUGGAUACCUUUUGUGUGUUAUUGCAGAUCAAAGAACAGGAAAGCAUACUUUCAACAUAUAUGACCUGAAGAAUCGUUUAAUAGCCCACAGUGCUCUGGUUAAAGAAGUUUCUCAUAUGCUCUAUGAAUGGGGUACCAUCAUACUCAUAAUGACGGACAAAUCAACCUUAUGUAUUGGGGAAAAGGAUAUGGAAAGCAAGUUAGACAUGUUAUUCAAGAAAAAUCUAUAUACUGUAGCAAUUAAUCUUGUUCAGACUCAACAAGCAGAUGCUGCAGCUACUUCUGAAGUUCUGAGAAAAUAUGGAGAUCAUCUAUACAGCAAGCAAGACUAUGAUGAGGCAAUGGCCCAGUACAUAAAUACCAUUGGUCAGCUUGAACCUUCGUACGUGAUACAAAAGUUUUUGGAUGCUCAAAGAAUCUACAACCUCACAAAUUACUUGGAAAAGCUACAUGAAAAGGGGCUUGCUUCUAAAGAUCACACCACACUUCUAUUAAACUGUUACACCAAGUUGAAAGAUGUUGAAAAACUAAAUCUAUUUAUUAGAAGUGAAGACAGCAUUGGGGAACUUAAGUUUGAUGUGGAAACAGCAAUCAGGGUUUGCCGUUCUGCCAAUUACCAUGAGCAUGCAAUGUAUGUUGCAAAGAAGGCAGGGAGGCAUGAAUGGUACUUGAAGAUUUUGCUUGAAGAUCUUGGUAAUUAUGAAGAGGCCUUGGAAUAUAUUUCUAGUCUGGAAUCAAGUCAGGCUGGGAUGACAAUAAAGGAGUAUGGUAAAAUUCUAAUAGAGCAUAAGCCAUCAGAGACAAUUCAGAUUCUCAUUAGGCUUUGCACAGAUGAGGGUGACAAAAGAGGUCGGUCAAAUGGUGUGUAUGUGUCUAUGUUGCCAUCUCCUGUUGAUUUUCUCAGCAUCUUCGUUCAUCACCCUCAUUCCCUUAUGGAUUUUCUUGAAAAAUAUACCAAUAAGGUCAAGGACUCGCCUGCUCAGGUGGAGAUUAACAAUACCCUUUUAGAGUUGUAUAUAUCCAAUGAAUUGAACUUUCCUUCAGUAUCACAGUCUAACGAGGGUGCAGAUUACCUUAAUGUAGCAUCAGGAAAAACUUUGAAUGCGAGCGCCCAAACCAAUGGAACUAUUGCUGAUCACAAAAGUUCAGAAAAGGAAAAAGGCCGUCUUGAAAGGCGUGAAAAGGGUCUACGCAUGCUUAAGAGUGCAUGGCCUCCAGAAACAGAACAUCCACUUUAUGAUGUUGAUCUAGCUAUUAUACUAUGUGAAAUGAAUGCAUUCAAAGAUGGGCUUUUGUAUUUGUAUGAAAAGAUGAAACUCUAUAAGGAAGUAGUUGCUUGCUAUAUGCAGGCGCAUGAUCAUGAGGGCUUAAUUGCAUGCUGCAAAAGACUGGGUGAUUCAAUUAAAGGAGGGGAUCCAUAUCUCUGGGCAGAUGUACUCAAAUAUUUUGGUGAGCUUGGAGAAGAUUGCUCCAAAGAAGUAAAAGAAGUUUUGAAUUACAUUGAAAGGGAUAAUAUUUUGCCCCCCAUAAUUGUCCUUCAAACUCUGUCAAAAAAUCCUUGCCUCACACUUUCUGUGAUCAAGGAUUACAUUGCUCGGAAACUUGAGCAGGAAUCAAAGAUAAUUGAGGAGGACCGACAAGCUAUUGAGAAAUAUCAGGAAGACACACAGACAAUGAGGAAAGAGGUUCAAGAUCUUAGGACAAAUGCGAGGAUUUUUCAGCUUAGCAAGUGCACGGCAUGCACUUUCACCCUAGAUCUUCCUGCUGUGCAUUUCAUGUGCAUGCACUCAUUCCAUUUGCGGUGCCUUGGCGAUAAUGAAAAAGAAUGCCCCGAGUGUGCCCCAGAAUAUAAGUCUGUCUUAGAAAUGAAAAGAAAUUUAGAGCAAAAUUCUAAGAAUCAGGACAGAUUUUUCCAGCAAGUUAAGAACUCCACAGAUGGGUUUUCUGUCAUUGCUGAAUAUUUUGGAAAAGGGAUUAUCAGCAAAACAAGCAACGGAUCCACUUCGGGUCUCAGAUCUGGAAAUGCAUCAUCAAGUAGUGGCUUCUGAGGUUUACUAUUUGCGCCCUUCCUUUCAGAUUUUUGCUCCAUUCAUUACUAAAAAGUUGGUUUCUAAACAUUGAAUGAACCUGAUUAAUUUCCGGGUUUUCGACUUCUCCAUUAUUACUCCAGCAGCUUCAAUUUUCUUGAGUUUAUAUUUUUUUCAUAAUGUGCUAGCUGUUAUAUGUUACUCCCUCCGUCCCUAAGUAUAGGAACCCCUACCAAAAAACACAAGUAUUAAGAAAAGUUGUUGGACUAAUAAUUUUGUUUGACUUGUGUUAAACUAUUACUAAUUUUCUCUUUAUAUUUAAUGUAUUCAAUGUUGUUUUUUA